Chrysochloris asiatica (Cape golden mole) is the source of this 954-nucleotide messenger RNA. RefSeq names its product olfactory receptor 51Q1-like. NCBI's taxonomy places the organism in Eukaryota, Metazoa, Chordata, Mammalia, Afrosoricida, Chrysochloridae. Gene Ontology annotation, cellular component: membrane. The transcript has a single exon. Gene Ontology annotation, biological process: G protein-coupled receptor signaling pathway. The coding region runs from base 7 to 954 and encodes 315 amino acids. The record is from RefSeq and is a predicted model, not a curated record. Gene Ontology annotation, molecular function: olfactory receptor activity; G protein-coupled receptor activity.
UCUGUCAUGUUCCAGACAACUAACACUUCCCAAGACUCCUUUAUUCUCAUGGGCAUCCCUGGAUUUGAGGCCUCUCACAUCUGGAUCUCCAUUCCCUUUUGCUUCUUCUACACUAUCUCCAUUAUGGGCAACAUUACCAUCCUUGCUGUCAUCCGCACAGAGCCAUCUCUCCACCAGCCCAUGUACCUAUUUCUCUCCAUGCUGUCCCUGACUGACCUGGGUCUCACACUCACCACCCUGCCCACAGUCAUGCAGCUCCUCUGGUUCAAUGUCCAGGAAAUAAGCUUUGAAGCCUGCUUUGCACAGAUAUUUUUCAUUCAUACAUUCUCUUUCAUGGAAUCCUCUGUCCUUCUGGCCAUGUCCUAUGACCGCUAUGUGGCCAUCUGCCGCCCUCUCCAAUACUCUUCCAUCCUUACCAAUGAAGUCAUUGGCAGAAUUGGAGUAGCCAUCAUUUGUCGCUGUGUUCUGGCUGUUCUUCCAUCACUUUUCCUACUGAAGCGCCUGCCCUUCUGCCGAUCUCACCAGCUCUCUCACUCCUACUGCCUCCACCAGGAUAUGAUUCGCUUGGUCUGUGCUGACAUCAGGGUCAACAGUUGGUAUGGAUUUGCUCUUGUGUUGCUCAUUAUUGUGAUGGACCCAUUGCUCAUUGUGCUAUCUUAUGCAAUGAUCCUAAGAAGUGUUCUUAGUGUUACCUCUAAGAAUGAGAGAAUCCGCACCUUCAAUAACUGUCUGUCCCACAUUCUGGCUGUUUUGGUACUCUAUGUUCCCAUGGUUGGAGUAUCAAUGACUCAUCGAUUUGCUAAGCAUACCUCUCCAUUGGUCCAUGUUAUCAUGGCCAAUAUCUACUUGCUGGCUCCUCCUGUGAUGAACCCCAUCAUUUACAGUGUUAAAACCAAGCAAAUCCGCAAGGGAAUUAUUCAUUUUUUUUUUAAGAGAAACAUGCAUUUGAGAUGA